AUGGUGGACAAAAGCCGUGUUAAUGACUUAAAUCAGGUGAAAUAUAUACCAGUAGAUAAUGGUGAGCUAAAACCUAUACGCGAAGAAAAGAAGUCAGAUACUUUCUACUUCUAUUUCGUUGUAAUAACAGGAAUGUUUGGUAUAAUGGCUGUAGUUCCAAUAUUUAUAACAGAGAUAUGCGAGAAUCAUAAUAGAGCUAAGUAUGGAUGCCUUGUGGGCUUAUUUUCUCCUUUGGGUAAUCUGUAUUCCUACAUUCUCGGUCCAUUAUUCAGCGUAAAAGUUUUUACUUUGAUUUCCAAUAUACCAGCAGUUAUCUUUUUAGUAUCAUUUAUUUUUGCCCCAGAAUCUCCUUUCUUCUCGGUAUCUAAGGGAAAAGAUAAAGACUGUAUAAAAACUUUGAAAAAACUCAGAAAUAAUAAGUCCGAUCUAGAGUUACAUAAGGAUUUUAGCGAGAUAACCAAAAGUAUUGAAAUCAAAGUAAAUACUGUAAAUCCAGGAAUUUCUGCACUGUUUAAAAUAAGAGAAGCCAGAGUUGGACUGUUUUUAAUAUUUAUUCCCAUGAUGACGCAAUUUUUGUCAGGUGCACCAACACUUAUGCCAUUUGUAGGACCCAUUUUUAAUAAAGCUGCUACCAGUUUGUCUGGUAAUACUAUAGCUAUCAUUGUAGGAGCAGUCAAAUGCUUUGUAUUCGUUAUUCCUACUUUUAUAGUAGAACGAACAGGUAGAAAACCACUAAUGAUUUGCUCUAGUUUGGGAUGCAGUGUAUCUAUGAUUUUAGUAGGUACCUAUUUCUACCUUCAACACAUAAGUUCUCCUCUUGCGCAACAACUAAGUUGGCUUCCUAUUAUAUCAGUUAUAAUAGUGGUAUUCUCUUAUGCUGCUGGCCUUGGACCUGUUCCUAUGUCUCUCACAGGAGAAUUGUUUGCAACAGAUACAAGGGCAGCCGCAUCUGCUAUUACUAUGACUGUAGCAGGUUUCGCUGUAUUCGCAGUCGCUACCAUCUUUCCUAUUGCAGCUGAGUUAAUUGGACUACACUGGUGUUUCUGGUUGUUUUCAAUUAACUGCUUGAUAGGAGCAAUUUCAAUUUAUUUCUUUUUGCCCGAAACAAAGGGAAGGAGUUUGGUUGAGAUUCAGGAUAUUUUAAAAAAUUACAAAUUUGGUUUUCAAAAAUAG
Diabrotica balteata is the source of this 1173-nucleotide messenger RNA. The record is from the annotation of a GenBank genome assembly. NCBI's taxonomy places the organism in Eukaryota, Metazoa, Arthropoda, Insecta, Coleoptera, Chrysomelidae.